Messenger RNA from Lytechinus variegatus (green sea urchin), 5146 nucleotides. RefSeq names its product protein Wnt-6-like (gene wnt6). Gene Ontology annotation, cellular component: extracellular region. Gene Ontology annotation, molecular function: cytokine activity; frizzled binding. Gene Ontology annotation, biological process: multicellular organism development; neuron differentiation; canonical Wnt signaling pathway. The transcript has 4 exons. Bases 2599 to 3657 code for a protein of 352 amino acids. NCBI's taxonomy places the organism in Eukaryota, Metazoa, Echinodermata, Echinoidea, Temnopleuroida, Toxopneustidae. The record is from RefSeq and is a predicted model, not a curated record.
ACCAUAAACUGGACAAUCCCCGUCCACAGAGGAGCCGAAACCAAAAGGGCUUCAGUUUGGAAGCAUGAACUCGUGGAAUUGAGGUAGUACUUUGGUUUCUUUCAUCAUUUUCUUUCAUCAUUUCAGAUUGAAUUAGUUACAAGUCAUACAGAUCAAAAGGGAAUUAGGCUGACUGGUGGGGUUUGACGAGGAUGGACAGAUUGGUGCAUGGUGGGUCCUGUAAGUAAGGAGGAGACGUAGAUGUCAACCGAGAGGCUCAUGUGAACAUUAGAGAGGGUCGGCGUCGAUAAGUGUUACCCUUCAUCGCUCUCUUUUCGAUAUUUAGAAGUGUAAUAUUUAUUCUUAAAUUCCAUGGAUCAUUACAGACCAUGCAUGGUUCGUCAGCCAACAAUGACAUGAUUAUACUUGUUUAAUGGAAGCGCUCUUUUAACCAUCAAAGGCAGGGUUUUUUUCAUGGUUUUAGUGUUAAAUUUGGUCAUCUUUUCACACACGAGUGAGCAAGACAGAAAGCUGUAGAUGGCAAUCCCGAUCUCCUUCAGGCACGCUUUAUAUUCAAAAUAUAAUACCUACUCUCAUAUGAGAAAUCUCAAACGUUCGGAGCUCAAAACCUGAUAACUUCAGAGUUUUCAGAAUCCUCUGGAUUCUUCUUUCUAGGAGUCGUUGCGACAUCAACGGGUUUUGUCGACGUCACCUUCAACGUCCACUUCAUCGGGGAUAUAUUCGUUCAACACACCAAGUGAUUUGGAUAUACUGUAUAUCUAAUAUGAAGUGGAAUUCAACAAAAUGGUUUUAUUAAACUUUCAUUGAAAAUGCAACUAUUUCACAUCAAUUACUUCUUUGAAAACUGAUCCUAUACUGUACUCGCAUGUGCACGGAAACAAAGGCUUGAAUAGCUGGUUUUUGUAAGAAAAAUAGAUCUAUGCAUACAGCAUAGACUCUAAGGCAGAUAUAGACAUAUUAUGUGGCGGCUUCAUGAAAGAGGUUAACAAAUACGUGCCAUCUUCAAUUCGGUUUUCCAAUGAUCUACGUCGAAGGAUUUCUUAGAAGGUAUUCUGUGAAUUAGAUUAAGACUCGUAAAACAUAAAUGAUUACAUCGUUCACUCUCUUGGUGAAGUGACAUUUAACAUGUGACUACGGAUGGGAUGGUAUCGCAAACUGUAAAUUUAUGCUUGGAAAAGUCGCGUGGAAAAGAGUAAUAUAUAUUUCAGGCAACUCCUGAUUCGGAGCAUAUUUUUCAGAAAUCGGAUUGUUGCUUGAAUUCAUAUGCUAGACCCUGCAUUUACAAGAUUUUAGAGUCUCCAGAGAAAUCCUUUUCGUUUUAGAUUUUAAAGUAAUAGAAUUUCUAUCCAUGUAUGGAGGUUCAACAAUAACACGUGAUUCUUGUCCAGUUGUGACUCCUCCCCCUUUUGGAUGAUAGAAGAACGGUGUUGAUUGAAAAGCAAUACGAAACCAAACUGUUAAUUGAAUUUUGACAAAUCAAAUUACUAAGAGUUUUCGAGUGCUUGCCAAGUGAGAAUCUUAUUAUUGGAAUGCACGUCCUCUUUUGGAUUUUUUCUUUCGUACUUGGUUUUCUGACUUUUUUGGAGAUGUUGUCAAAUAUGAUGCCAGAUUUCAUAUAACUGAGAUUGGGACGUAUUACAUGUGUAAAAAUACUCUAUAACUUGCAAACUACCCUUUUCGGAUAACCACGUGUAUACUGAUUUAAUAAUUGAACACAAUUUGCAGUUAAUUGCCCGAAGUCGGCAUAAUUAUAUUCCAAUCCGUAACCUUUGCUUGAUUCAUGGAUUCGAUGCCGUGUGGUGAGAGUCUGCUAAGAAAUUUGACCACUGCCCAGCCUUGAUGCGUCAGAGUCUCAAACCCCAAGUCAUAUUUCGAAACAGUUUGCUUCAAUGAGCAUUAAACACAUUAUUGGAUAAGUGGAUGAUGCUACAUGUAAUAGCUAUUAUAAACCCUGAAAGUAGAUACUGGAUUGGCUUAUAGGAUUUAGACUUAUUACGACCAUUAGAAAGGGAGAGAAAACGAGAGAUAGGGGACACCGGGUGCUGCCAACUUUCGCUGGACCAAAGUAAAGUGACAACACCGUAUCAUCUCACCAUAGCUUUCUCAACGUAAUUUUGUGGCGUCCCCUAAUGUCCAAAGACCUAAAUCUAAUUCUAACCACAAAAACCAGUAGGUGGUAAAGAGAUCCCCAUCAAGGACCUUGUUUAACCGUGGUUUAACCAGGUCACAGAAAAGAGCAUCCUACCCUCUGAACUUUCACCUCUACAUUUCAUCCGCAAAGAAAUAUAUAGCAAAAACCAAACAAUUUUUCUCAUCUCAAUGGGGUUAACACUAUUGAGGAGCCAAAGAGUGAUACAAAUUCUCAUCUAACUCACAAACAUUAUCCCUUCAAACAAAUUAUAUUACCAAUAACUCGAUGAGAGAUCUUUUCUGAUAUUUUGGCGAAGUACCAACAUAUUUCGUUUGGUCCGGAUUGAGAGUUACCAUAUAACAACCUCGAGAACAAAGUUUGAAGAGAAGCCCGAAAGAGACAAUUAAGCCAAACGAUUUGUGGAGCUGUUAUAAUCGCUGGACGAUAUUUUAUUGGAGUAUUACAAGAUGGAGUGGACACGAAUAGCAAUUGGUCUCGUCAUAUUUUUAGUUCUACCACCCCACAUCAUUGGCCUUUGGUGGGCUGUAGGAAGUCCACUGAACUUCGACCCUAAUCGAAUCUGUAGACGAUCACGGAAGCUCCGUGGUAGCAGCAAGCAGAGAGACAUCUGUCUUCGUGAACCCGAGAUCGUCCAGGAGGUCGUUCGGGGAACGAAACUCGGGAUGAUGGAAUGUCAAUUUCAGCUCAGGCACGAUCGAUGGAACUGUACCACCAUGCACAAUUCUUUUAUUAAAGUUAUCAGACAUGAUACUCGACAAACCGCGUUCGUCAAUGCUAUUACAACAGCGGGGGUGACCUACGCCGCCACCCAGGCUUGUAGUAUGGGUAAUUUACUCCAGUGCGGCUGCGCAAACCUACCCAAUGGGCGUAACGAACUCGAGAGCAACGAAGCCUGGGUGUGGGGAGGGUGUGGCGAUAACGUCGAAUAUGGCUACACCAAGUCGAAGGAGUUCGUCGAUGCACAUAUGAAGAGGCGGAGUGAUAUAGGGACACUGGUCACAUUACACAAUAACGAAGCAGGAAGAUUGUCCAUCUCGAGGCACAUGCGACGGGAAUGUAAAUGUCACGGACUUUCAGGCUCCUGUACACUCAAGACUUGCUGGAAGAAAAUGCCCACAUUCCGUGACGUCGGAAACCGCCUUAAAUCUGCCUUCGACGGCGCCGUCAAAGUCACUGGCGGCAACAGCGGCGAGAAUCUUAUUCCGGAAGACGAAACGGUUAAACAGCCCACCAUCAAAGACCUUGUUUAUUCCAUGGAGUCACACGACUUUUGCGAACCCGAUCGUAAGUCUGGUUCCCUUGGCACGGAAGGGCGACGAUGUAACAGCACCUCGAUGGACGUUGGAGGUUGCGACAUCAUGUGUUGUGGAAGAGGAUACCACGAGGUCCUGGCUGAGAAGCGUGAAAACUGUAGGUGUCGGUUUCACUGGUGUUGCGUCGUCAACUGCGACACGUGCAGAGUGGUGCAAACGAUACAGACUUGUAACGGAUACAAUCUUGGGUGACACCCAUUAAUGAAGAAGUUUACAAAGACUUAAAAGAUGAACAAUCAAACUACGUAUUGCCGAUAGCAGGUCAUGUACAGGACAAUGCUAUUCGAUUUUAUCUCCAACGUGGACAUGUUGGCCAUCUUGGCCCAUAUUGUUAUUUUUCAUACUAGCUCUGUCUAUGCAUGCUCUUUUUGGUAAAGCAACAUGACUAUGUUUUACUAUAUCGAACAAUAUCGUUAUUUAUUAUCAAGUUGUUAUUUUUGAUAAAUAUUCGUAUGUGCUUCACUUUUUCUAAUAACCGAUGGAUGUCUACACUGACUGGGUCAUAGUAGCCCCUAAGCAUAUCAAACACGCACACUCACCCUCACACACACAUCCUCCGAUACAUAUUGAGAGAGGGGGCGGACAAAGGGGUAAGGGGUUGGAUGAAAAAGGCGGCGCGGGUGAUGAAUUCAUAUUCAUAAGCAAAUAUGAAAUUAAAAAAAUCUAAUUAUGCUUACACCUGAAAUUUCUAUGAUUCAUUGUCGGGUUGUAGUCUCUUUUUUCUGUAAACACAUGAAAUACCUGUACCUUUUGAUCAUUUAUUUUCCUCUAAAAAAGAUUCUGAUUGUUGUAACAUUAGAAAUUUCGUCAGAAUAGUUUUUAUAUCAUUCUAUGAUUAAAUUAAGAUUUUAAUAUUUUGCUUUUCUUCUUAUCACGAAAUGAUUUAAGAAGAUAUAUUUCAAAUGUAUAGACCGAAAUAAAUAUCUUAUUUUUGCACGUUUAUUAAUGAAAUACAAUUUGUAGAGAAAAGGAGAUUCAGCAUACAUCAAAUCGAUCGAAUAUCAAUAUAUCGUGGUUCAGAUUUUUUUUUAUAGGUGCUUAGUCCAACACACUGUCUUAUGUUAGAAAAUAGCAUGUUUACCGGUACUCAAUUUUUAGAUCAGUAUCGGAUUUGAAGGUGCCUUAAUUUUCCUUUCUUCAAAAUAUAUUGCCAAAUGUGUAUUCAGAAACCAAAUUAAAGCAGUGUAACUAACAGUUAUUGAAAUGAAUUCAAAAUGUUGGGUCGCUAAAUUGACUUUCCCAUUCCGCCCUUGGUAUUCAUGUUAUUUAUUUCAGCCUCGUUUUAGUUUGUGUUAUUUUGAUGUCCUAUAUCUUUUGAUGCAUAAUUCAUUGUUGUGAGAAUAUACUCAUCCUAAGACUGAGACACAUUCAUUUUUAAUGAAAUGAAUGUAAUAAGCCUGUAUAAUAUAACACUGCAUUUCACUUUGUUAUUGUUAACUUUCAACACCAAUAUCGACCUAGAUGCAUAUACCGACAAUUGUACUGGCGUGGGGCGGUAGCCCCUCUCCUAGACAAAAAUCCACAAUUCUAACUUUUUAUUUUUCUUGAUUUUUUUCUAUGUCAAUGUAGGCUUAUUUGCUAGACCACUGUCUUUGCUGGACCACCGUCAUACCCUCUGCGGGGACUUAUCAGUGUAUCAUCUGUCGUAUUGAUAUUUUGAUAGGCUCAAGCCUAUGUAACU